AUGUACGUGUUUGGCGACUCCCUAGUCGACGUCGGCAACAACAAAUACUUAGCCCUCUCCAUUCUUCAAGCGGAUUUCCCUCACAACGGGGUCGACUAUCCAGGCAGAAUAGCCACGGGAAGGUUUUCUAAUGGCAAGAAUUCUGCAGAUUUCUUAGCUGAGAAGUUGGGUUUAUCGACUGCGCCGCCAUAUCUUUCGCAGCCUAACGAUGUUUUCGUGAAAGGUGUAAACUUUGCCUCGGGAGGAGCCGGAAUCUUCAACGCCACAAAUGAUGACGUUCUUAAGCAAACAAUUCCAUUGCCAUUCCAACUAGGGUAUUUCUCUCUAGUGCAUCAAAGGCUUGUGAAAAAACUGGGAACAGCCAAUGCCCAAGAACACUUAUCAAAAUCAUUAUUUCCAAUCAUAAUCGGGAGCAACGAUAUAAUUAACUUCUCGAAAUCCAGAAAUACCCCUCAACAAUUUGUUAAUCUCAUGGUUUCGUCCCUCAAAGAGGUGCUCAAGGGAUUAUAUGGUCUAGGGGCACGUAAAUUUUUGACCGUUGGGACAGCACCAAUUGGCUGCGCCCCAAAGCAAAGAUUUCGAAAUCCAAGUAAUGAAUGCAAUGAAGAGGUGAAUUCCUUGUCCAAAAAGUACAACCAAGGACUCCAAACAAUGUUGCAAGACUUGAAAUCGGAGCAUAAGGACUUGCACUACUCCUAUCUCGAUGCAUAUGGUAUCAUUACAAACUUUAUCGACAAUCCCUCAACUUAUGGUUUCAAUGAGACUAAGGUUGCUUGUUGUGGAUUAGGGAGAUUGAGAGCUGCUGUUCCUUGCACGCCUGUUUCCUAUUAUUGUUCCAACAGAAGUAAUUAUAUUUUUUGGGACAUAUAUCAUCCUACACAAGCUACUGCUCACACUUUAAUUGAUAUUCUUUUCAAUGGUUCACAUGCAACUCCCAUUACUGUCCAGCAGUUGAUUGCUAUAUAA
Messenger RNA from Fraxinus pennsylvanica, 966 nucleotides. NCBI's taxonomy places the organism in Eukaryota, Viridiplantae, Streptophyta, Magnoliopsida, Lamiales, Oleaceae. The record is from the annotation of a GenBank genome assembly.